Messenger RNA from Coregonus clupeaformis (lake whitefish), 2537 nucleotides. Its product is annotated as tetraspanin-11. The record is from RefSeq and is a predicted model, not a curated record. Gene Ontology annotation, cellular component: membrane. The transcript has 9 exons. The coding region runs from base 126 to 908 and encodes 260 amino acids. NCBI's taxonomy places the organism in Eukaryota, Metazoa, Chordata, Actinopteri, Salmoniformes, Salmonidae.
UACUGGACGCUAGGGAAGCAACAAGCUUGAUUGAAUCACAAAGCCUAUGCUACAAUAACGGGACCGCUAUUUAUCCGUUUAUAUUCAGAAGCAAGCCGUACAUUUGGUGAAGCUGUGUAGGGGAGAUGUCGGCUGUGUACAAAGACGACCAGGAUGACUGGAUGACAGUCUGCCUCAAGUACCUCCUCUUCGUCUUCAACGUCCUCUUCUGGGUUGGUGGAGCGGCGGUGAUGGGCGUGGGCAUUUGGACCUUGAUAGACAAGAGUGACUACCUGAGCCUGCUGGCCUCCAGCACCUUCGCCGUGUCCGCCUACAUCCUCAUCCUGGCCGGGGCCCUGGUCAUGGUCACGGGCUUCCUGGGCUGCUGCGCCGUCAUCAGGGAGCAGAGGAGCUGCCUGUCCACGUAUUUCUGCUGUCUGUUGCUGAUCUUUCUCAUAGAGCUGGUGGCAGGAGUCCUGGCCUAUGUGUAUUACCAGAGGCUCAGUGAGGAGCUGAAGCAGCACCUGAAUCAGACCAUGACAGAGAACUACGCCCAGCCAGGGAAAGAGGCCAUCACCCUGGCCGUGGACAGACUACAGCAGGAUUUCAAGUGCUGUGGCAGCAACAACUCGUUUGAUUGGCUGCACAGUGUGUAUGUGACCUCGGCUGAGUCGGAGCGCAGGGUGGUCCCGGACAGCUGCUGUAAGACCAUCACCACCCUCUGUGGCUGCAGAGACCACCCGUCCAACAUCUACAAGACUGAGGGUGGCUGCAUCACCAAGCUGGAGCAGUUCCUGGCUGACCACCUGCUGAUCAUUGGAGCUGUGGGGAUAGGAGUGGCCUGUCUACAGCUGGCCGGGGCCAUGUUGACGGCCUGCUUUAUCUAUCUGCUGUAUAAAGAAGAGGAGGAGGACUUCUCUGCCGUGUGAUUGGCUAAGCCUCUGUCUGGUCACACUCAGUGGGGACAGGACAAGAUCUGUGGGAUGAUGUUCACAUGCUGCCUACACAGAAGGAUUAAGUUGGACCCUUAUUGAACCCUACAGUCCAGCCCCCCAACACCAUCCUGCCUCACGGCCCAGGGAGCAACAAUGCCUGCUGAACACUCAACCUUGACCUCUAACCCCUCCUGACCUCUGAACCUUACAAUCCAACCCUGCCUGGAUCCUUCUGCACCCCUGCCUUGGCUUGGAUGCAUUCACAGCCCCCCACUCUCUCAAAGACAAGGCCAAUGAAGAAGAGAUGCUUUGGUAUUUUGGUGUAGUUCUUUUCUGUAGUAAGCCUACUGCUGUUUAUGUAAGGUAGUUCUUACUGUAUGUUGUCAAUACAGUCAAAUCCUUACUGUAGAUUUCACAGUUAUCAACAUUCCACACAACUGGAAGGCAAACUGAAGUGGUUGUGACUGAGAAUCAAGUGUACUGUACACACUCUCAUGGUGUUGCUGCUUACGAAUGGUUGAUCAUUGAAUUAGUGCUAUAUCCAGUGUGUCACGGAUGUGGACCACAAUGUGCCUCUGUCAUCGUUUUAUCACGUAUUCUCUGAUAGCUUUGUUACACCGAUUUAAUGGUUCAGCACAAAGGGAAUCCCAUGGUAAUCGAUGUUUGAUCUACAUCACAAAGAAAAACAAUCAUGAGUUGAUUGAUACCCACAGAAUAAUCGAGUAGAUAUAGUGAAAACUCCAUUAUGUGUAUAUAGAUGAUAGCAAAUCUUGAUAUUAAUGAAAAUAGCACUAAACGCUGCUAAGAGUAACGUUGCACCUAACAUUUCUGUAUGUGUUGCCUCCGUAGUUUGACUAACAAAUCUCGUUCUGUGUUGUAUGCUAUGCUAAACCUACACUACCACUCAUCUUUCAAUCCCAGGACCAACUGACUUGUUUUACGGACACUUUUAUUAUGCUGGAGAAACAUGUUGUCAUUUACCACUGAUACGGGGUCAGAUCUUUCUACGUUCCCCCUACUGGUUAGAUUAGGAUUCAGGGGUUAUGGGCGACUUCUGAGGUUUGAACUGUCAUGAGUCUGUCCUCUCCUCUGGAGGUGAGGACAGACUCUCCUCUAGUGGUGGAUAUUGGUAUAUACUCCUGUGUAGUGCUCCGGUAGUAUUCUGCGUAGGGUUGCAAAAUUCUGAGAAUGUUCAAUACAUUUUCUGGUUCUCCAGAAAUCCUGGUUGGAGGUUUCUGGAUUUCCUGCUUAUUCCCUCCUGAUUCAAGGAUUCCUCCAACCGGGAUUUCAGGGAAACCAGGGAAUUUGUUGAAAGUUCCCGGAAUUCUGCAACCCUAAUUCUUUCUCAUUGAUUCUGGAGCAGCCAGGCAGCCUUGGAUCGACUACUGCCUUUAAAGACUAACUACAUUCCUGUGAAGGCAUGAGAUAUAUUUGAUUGUUUUGCUGUUAUUCAAAGAGAUGAAGACGCGUAUGCAGAUGGUAUUCUUUUCUAUUCCUCCAAGUGGCCCACCGAAAGCUAUUCUUGCUGUUCAUGCAUUUUUCUAAUCGAAAUGGGUCAAAAUAUUAUAUAACAUUAUAGUAUGUAUAAUAUAAGAAAUAUAUAAUAAAACAUAUAAGAUAUGA